GGCGGGGACCUGACCUCGCAUGCGCCGUCCUGGGGGUUCGUAGAUCCGGGCCUGGGCCGCAGCGCCCGAGCUUUGUUGGAGGAGGAAUCCGGUGCUACCUACUCUGGCUGCUGCCAUGGCCCUUCUCCGAGGUGUGUUUAUCGUCGCGGCGAAGAGAACCCCCUUUGGGGCCUUUGGAGGUCUUCUGAAAGACUUCACAGGUACAGACCUGACUGAAUUCGCUGCCAGGGCAGCCUUGUCUGCGGGCAAAGUCUCACCCGAGACUGUGGACAGUGUUAUCGUAGGCAACGUCAUACAGUCCGCUUCAGAUGCUGCGUACUUGGCAAGGCACGUCGGUCUGCGUGUGGGUGUCCCGACGGAGGCCCCGGCUCUCACUCUCAACAGGCUGUGCGGCUCUGGUUUCCAGGCUCUCGUGAGCGGAUGUCAGGAAAUCUGUGUUAAAGAUGCUGAGAUCGUCCUCUGUGGAGGAACCGAAAGCAUGAGCCAGGCGCCCUACUGGGUCAGAAACAUACGUUUCGGAACCAAGUUUGGAUCAGAACUCCAGCUGGAAGAUUCUCUGUGGACAUCAUUAAAGGAUCAGCACGUCCAACUCUUCAUGGGACUUACUGCGGAGAAUCUUGCUUCCCAACAUAAAAUAAGCAGAGAAGACUGUGACAAAUAUGCCCUGCAGUCCCAGCAGAGGUGGAAAGCUGCUAAUGAUGCUGGCUACUUCAAUAAUGAGAUGGCGCCGAUUGAGGUGAAGACAAGGAAAGGAAAGCAGACCAUGCAGGUAGAUGAGCAUGCGCGGCCCCAGACAACCCUGGAGCAGCUCGCCAAGCUCCCUCCUGUGUUCAAGAAGGAAGGAACCGUCACUGCUGGGAACGCCUCGGGCAUAUGUGACGGUGCUGGAGCCAUUAUCCUUGCCAGCGAAGAUGCUGUUAAAAAGCAUAACUUCACACCGCUGGCGAGAAUCGUGGGCUAUUUUGUGUCUGGAUGUGACCCCACUAUCAUGGGUAUUGGUCCCGUCCCGGCUGUCAAGGGGGCACUGAAGAAAGCGGGACUGAGCCUGAAGGACAUGGAUUUGGUGGAGGUGAAUGAAGCCUUUGCUUCCCAGUACUUGGCUGUUCAGAAGGGUUUGGAUCUUGACCCAAGUAAAACCAAUGUGAAUGGAGGGGCCAUUGCUUUGGGCCACCCACUGGGAGCGUCUGGAACAAGAAUUACCAGCCACCUGGUUCAUGAAUUAAGGCGUCGGGGUGGAAAGUACGCCGUUGGAUCAGCCUGCAUUGGAGGCGGCCAGGGCAUCGCAGUCAUCAUCGAGAGCAUGGCCUGAGAGCGUGGGGCUGGCCACGGCCACUCUCACUGCACGUGGCCCGGCCACGGUGACCUGCCCACGGUGACCCGGCGACCUCGAGGGCAGCUGUGGAAACAGCUGCCACCGAAAGCGACUGAGUUUCACCAGAAGAGCCCGUGCCUGAAUCAGGGCUCUUGGGCUUCCACUGAAUGUGCUGUAUUUCUGCACUAACACCCAGCUGUCGAGGCUUCAGAGGAGUGGUGUCCUUGCCAAGUAAUCACCGCUUACGCCUUAGGUAAUAUAAUAUCAUUGCGAGGAAUUGGAAUAAAUAUUGCCUUAAACUCGG
Artibeus jamaicensis (Jamaican fruit-eating bat) is the source of this 1616-nucleotide messenger RNA. It is a transcript of the gene ACAA2, whose product is annotated as acetyl-CoA acyltransferase 2. The coding region runs from base 116 to 1309 and encodes 397 amino acids. Gene Ontology annotation, molecular function: acetyl-CoA C-acetyltransferase activity. The record is from RefSeq and is a predicted model, not a curated record. The transcript has 10 exons. Lineage: Eukaryota; Metazoa; Chordata; Mammalia; Chiroptera; Phyllostomidae. Gene Ontology annotation, biological process: fatty acid beta-oxidation.